Molecule: messenger RNA, 879 nt
Organism: Vollenhovia emeryi
Lineage: Eukaryota; Metazoa; Arthropoda; Insecta; Hymenoptera; Formicidae
Product: thioredoxin, mitochondrial-like
Exons: 4
Coding region: 234-653 (139 amino acids)
Cellular component (GO): cytoplasm
Molecular function (GO): protein-disulfide reductase activity; oxidoreductase activity, acting on a sulfur group of donors, disulfide as acceptor
Source: RefSeq, a predicted model, not a curated record
AAACGCGACAGAUUUGGCUACUGAUAGAAGAGAAAAGCAACACGGGCAUAUCCGCAAGUUAACGUGUCGACUCGAGAACACGUCGGGCACGUGAGCGCGCGGAGAACCGUAGUCGACGCAAUUGCGCGCAGUCUUUUCGUCAACGGGACACACACAGGGUGGCGUAGAAAAAACAAUCGGCGGUCCAGGUCGAAGGAACCUUCUUUCGCCGGACGACCGAGAAGCCAAAGGAGAUGCAGCGCCUAGGAGUUCAAACAAUCCGCACCGGCAGGGCCAUGCUGGGCAGCAGGCUGUACACCACUGCACCUGCGCAGGAGCAAGUGGUGUCCGCCACCUUUAAGGUUCAGGAUAACAAGGAUUUCCACGAGCGCGUGAUGAACUCCAAAGUACCCGUCAUCGUCGACUUCUUUGCCACAUGGUGUAAUCCGUGCCGCAUGCUGACUCCAAGAAUAGAAACGGUUGUUGCUGAAAAACAAGGGAAGGUACUGUUGGCAAAGGUCGAUAUCGACGAGAACACAGAUCUCGCCCUUGACUAUCAGGUGGGAUCUGUGCCUGUGCUCAUCGUUAUGAAGGAAGGAAAGGUUCUCGAAAGAAUAGUCGGUCUACAGGACACCGACAAGCUCAGACAAUUUGUUAACAAGUAUGCAGAGUAGCAAAAAUUGUUAUGUAAAUUACCUCUGAUGGUCGCAGUUUUUUGUUAAUCCUUGUAUAGAGAAUUUUUACAUUGCGCUUCAAAAUCUACACAACUAUGUUUAUAGUAAAUUUUUCUUAGCCACUAAGUAAAAUGUAUCCCGAUAUAAAUAUAUAUACAGAUAACAUUGUGCAAAACAAGUUGAGAUUUUGCGCUUUGCAGAUUCAGUAAAAGGUUCUUAUCAAUGA